AUGCCUGUGCGCGCCCAAUCCCCACCGCACACCGCUGCACGGUGUCCAGAGACCGGGACCCUUCAGCCCACUCCCCGCUGCAAUCCCCCCUUGCCUGUUCCGUCUGCCCUGGCCACAACUCCCUCCUCUCCGCAGUCCGUGGCGAAGGAACACCUAGAGCUUGCCGGAAAAGAGACUCGCGAGUGUGGCCUUGGGGGAAGACCCCAGGGAUUACCAGGAGGAGGGAUGACCUCGGAGCAGAGCCCGGUGGGUGGGGACGCCUGGAUGCCCAGCAGCGCAGCAUUCCGGGCGGACUUAGCUCUUCGCGCCCUGAAGCCUCCGAGCCCCGCGCCGCGCAGGGUGCAGCAUCCCUCCCUAGCAGCCCUUUCUUCCUCAGGCAGCCGGCGCUGGCAGGCAGGCACACUCACGCCCAGACGCACCAGCCCGAGCAAUUUCGCUCCCGGAGAAGCGCGGACACCCCAGAAAACAGCCUACCUGGUUCGGGAGAGUGUGGCUCGAUCCUUCCCCCGUUCCGCGGCGCUAGCAGGCAACGCGGCGCGCUCCCUCCUUUUAAAUAGCUCCCGACCGGGAAGAGGUCGCUCCCAUCUUCUGGGGGAAGCACAAAGCGGGCGGCGGCGGGCAGGCUCCCGUGCAGCGCCGGCGCGAGCGGGAGCGGCGGCUGCGGGCAGCCGGUGCGCGCGGGCGGGAGGCAGGCGCGGAGGCCGGGAGGCUGGGAGGGCCGGGGCCCGGGCGGCGCGCGCGCUCCCCCUCCCUCCCUCCCUCCCGCGCACACUCGCCCGCCCGCCGCCCGCAGCCUCGCACUCGCUCACACGCGCGCUCGGCCCCGCCGCGGCCCGCCGGGCCCCGGCGCCCUCGGGGACCGCCCGGGGGAAGAGCCGGCGGGUUGGUGCCGCCCCGGGCGGGCGGGGAGCCCUCCCGGCCUCCGCCGCCGCCGAGGUUUCUCGGUUUGGUCCCGGCCCUCGGCCCCGCAGUGCGUUCCGGCCGCGCGCUAGCGCUCUCUCGGGCACCCAGCCCAUCGAUUACACGCGCAGACGGGCGCUGCAACUUUUCUUUUCAACCUUCCUCGCCUCUCCCCGCAAGGCAGAACCCUAA
Lynx canadensis (Canada lynx) is the source of this 1092-nucleotide messenger RNA. Its product is annotated as myristoylated alanine-rich C-kinase substrate-like. The record is from RefSeq and is a predicted model, not a curated record. NCBI's taxonomy places the organism in Eukaryota, Metazoa, Chordata, Mammalia, Carnivora, Felidae. The coding region runs from base 1 to 1092 and encodes 363 amino acids. The transcript has 2 exons.